AUGCCCAAGGCGCCACCGCCACUAAUCUACUAUCUCUCGGAGCACCCCUCCAUCGUGGGGUUCCGGUGGAGCCAUGCCCAAUCAUGGGGCGCCACGUGGUCCUUCCUCUUCUAUUCCAUCGCCACCUACCUCAUCCUCUCGCUCUUGCUCCACCUCUCGCUUGUUCUUUUCCGCCGCCACCGUCCCAUCCCCAUCGGCCCCCUUGCGGCACUUCACAGCCUCUCCAUGUCCCUCACCUCCGUCACCAUCUUCGCCGGAAUCUUAAUAUCUACCGCCGCCGAGAUCCGUGACACCCGGUGGUUCUGGCAGCGGUCCAAAACCCCACUGGAGUGGCUCCUCUGCUUUCCUCUGGGAACCCGCCCCUCAUGGAUGUCAUGA
Messenger RNA from Vigna umbellata (rice bean), 378 nucleotides. The record is from RefSeq and is a predicted model, not a curated record. Lineage: Eukaryota; Viridiplantae; Streptophyta; Magnoliopsida; Fabales; Fabaceae.